Eubalaena glacialis (North Atlantic right whale) is the source of this 1995-nucleotide messenger RNA. RefSeq names its product primase and DNA directed polymerase (gene PRIMPOL). The record is from RefSeq and is a predicted model, not a curated record. Gene Ontology annotation, biological process: mitochondrial DNA replication; DNA replication, synthesis of primer; error-prone translesion synthesis. Gene Ontology annotation, cellular component: mitochondrial matrix; nucleus. NCBI's taxonomy places the organism in Eukaryota, Metazoa, Chordata, Mammalia, Artiodactyla, Balaenidae. The transcript has 14 exons. Gene Ontology annotation, molecular function: DNA-directed DNA polymerase activity; chromatin binding. Bases 205 to 1869 code for a protein of 554 amino acids.
CUCCUGGCUUCCAGGUACGCUUCCGGGCCAUUCUAGGCCCUUCCCGGCCUCCGCUCCCUUUCAGUCCCCGACCUGCCCCAGAACGCUGUCGUCUCACAGGCACGCGCUCUCCCCACUUCCCGCCCCGGCCCCGCCCCCGCGCCAGAUUUGAAGACUCGCUCCCGCCACAGUGGGCGGGUCGCGUGUCCUGCCAGCAGAGGACCCAUGGCGAGCAUCUCUGGAGAGGCGUCUCGGAGGUGGCAGAACCUGAUCUGGGCCUGGGAGGGGAAGACUUCAGGAAAGAGAAAAUGGGAAGCAAAACUGAAGCAAAUUGAAGAACGAGCAUCCCGUUAUGAGAGGGAACCAUUGUCCUUGGUGUACAGACCAAGAUUGUCUAAGCCAGAAGAACCACCAUCCAUUUGGAAACUAUUUCAUCGGCAAACUCAAGCUUUUAAUUUUGUUAAAAGCUGUAAAGAGGACGUUCAUGUAUUUGCUUUGGAAUGCAAGGUGGGCGAUGGACAACGUAUUUACCUCGUAACAACGUAUGCUCAACUUUGGUUUUACUAUAAAUCCCGACUUGCCAAUCCAGGAGCUGAUGGGAAAAAGAUGGUUGCAUUACUCAUUGAGCAUGUUUGUAAAGCACUUCAACAGUUUUACAGGGUUAGUUGUUCAGCUGAAGAUGUUCUCAACUUGGAUUCUAGCACCAGUGAAAAAUUUAGCCGCCAUUUAAUAUUUCAACUCCAUGAUGUGGCAUUUAAAGAUAAUAUUCAUGUUGGUAAUUUUGUGAGAAAAAUUUUAGAGCCUGCUUUUCACUUAAUUGCUAGUGAAGAUGAUGAUAUGACUCCAGAGACAACGGGCCAUGAAUUUUCCCAUUUUUCUGAAACACCAAUUAAACAAGGAAUUUCCUUUAGCAAAAAGUCCACAGAUGAGGAUAUAGGAGAGAGCUGGACAACGAAUUCAGAGAAACUGGAGAGGCUGGGGUCAGCUAAGCAAAGCAGUCCUGAUCUUUCAUUUUUAAUUGUGAAGAAUAACAUAGGAGAAAAGCAUCUUUUUGUAGAUCUAGGAGUUUAUACAAGAAAUAGAAACUUUCGACUGUAUAAAUCAUCAAAAAUAGGAAAGUGUGUGCCUUUGGAGGUUGCUGAAGAUAACAGAUUUUAUCCUAUACAAUCGAAGAAUAUUUCCAAAGAAAAUCAAUAUUUCCUCUCUGCUUUGGUCAGCAAUGUCAGAUUCUCAGAUACUUUACGAAUUCUGACAUGUGACAUAUCUCAAAAUAAACAAAAACGAGUUGAGUAUUUUAACCAUACCAGUACUUCAGUAGAAACUAUUGAAGGUUUUCAGUGUUCACCUUACCCUGAAAUUGAUCAAUUUGUUCUCUUGUUGGUGAAUAAAAAUGGCAUUAAAGGAGGAAUUCGGCGUUGGAACUACUUUUUCCCAGAAGAAUUAUUGGUUUAUGAUAUUUGUAAAUACCGCUGGUGUGAAAACAUUGGAAGAGCCCACAAGAGUAAUAAUAUCAUGAUUUUGGUUGACCUGAAAAAUGAAGUUUGGUAUCAAAAAUGUCAUGACCCUAUAUGUAAAGCAGAAAACUUCAAAUCUGACUGUUUCCCAUUACCUGCUGAAGUAUGUCUCCUGUUUCUUCUCAAAGAGGAAGAGGAGUUUACAGCAGAUAAAACAAGGAACAACGAAACCAAGAAUCCUCAUGAACCAUCAUCUAGUGCAUCGUCAAAAGGUACAUUUUCUGAUGCUGACUGGGAUAAUGGCAUUGAUGAUGCUUAUAUUUUGGAGGCUACAGAAGAUGCUGAAUUGGCAGAAGCUGCAGAGAACAGUCUUCUCGGUUAUAAUGGAAUUGAUGAAAUUCCUGAUGAACUAAUUAUAGAAGUAUUACAAGAGUAGCUAAUUAUGGACACUUACAUAACUAGGCUGUAAUUUGCUUGAAAACGGAUUUAAUAACAAACUGUAGUAACUUAUAAAGCCUGUUGUAUCAGCUAAGUUUUAUUAUUUUGCUUCCAAAUCUUAUUU